UCUGCAAAUAAUUCUUAAAGUAGGUUGCGUUUCAGUUCCUUGAAUUAGCCUUUCCAUCAUCUUUUACCAAUGGUUUGGAAACAAUACUAGCCUAUACCACAUAUAUCUAUUUAUCAAUAUAUAUAUAUUUAUAACAACCAACUACGGAUACAAAAACUAUAAGCAUAAAAAGCGGGUUGUUUUUUAUUCUGUGUGUGUUAAAUUCAAUUUAAUACAAACAAGGAGUUCAUUCUAACUUGCACGCUGUCGCCUUAAACCCAGCAACUGGCUACGUAAAAAACUUGGAUAGAUCCCCAAAGGUGCCCUUUCUCAUAAUUUAUAUAACCAUUUCAACAGGGACUAUAGAGCCUUAGCAGUUUGGCAAUUGCACAAUGAUCCUAGGAGCUCUAUCUUUCAUAUUUGGGGGAUGUUGUUCUACAGCAUACACACUUGAAGCAAUUGUAAGAGAAUAUCCAAAAAGUGGAUUAUUAAUUACAUUUUCUCAAUUUGUAUUUAUAACAAUAGAAGGUUUGGUAUACUUUUUAUUAUACAACCCUUCCGCAUUGAAGAGUCCCAAUGUGCCCAGGAAACGCUGGAUGUACAUAGUAUUCCUUUUUUUUAGUAUAAACGUCUUAAAUAAUGUUGCUUUGGGGUUUGAUGUUUCUGUUCCUGUACAUAUAAUUCUUCGAAGUAGUGGGCCACUAACUACUAUGUCUGUGGGAUGGAUGCUAGCGAAUAAGAAGUAUACUAUUUUACAAAUGAUAAGUGUUGUCUUCUUAACAAUUGGUGUUGUAAUCUCAGUUCUUGGGAAUGCAAAUGAUAUUCAUGUUCACAUGUCUUCGACGACGAACUUUACGAUCGGCUUCACGAUAUUAAUGGUCACUCAGCUUCUGGGUGCGUUUAUGGGAUUACUUUUGGAAGACACAUACAAGAAAUAUAACGCUAGUUGGAGAGAAAGUUUGUUUUAUACUCACGCCUUUUCAAUUCCCUUUUUUCUGCCACUGUUAGGUUCCAUCCGAAGACAAUGGAUGCUUUUAUUCACAGACUCUAAGAGUUCCAAUCUCUAUUUUUUUGGGAUGCCACCAGCCUUUUGGUAUAUUUGUCUAAACACAUUGGCACAAUACGUGUGUGUACGGGGUGUCAAUUCUCUUGGUUCCCAGAGCUCUGCAUUAACUGUAACCAUCAUCCUGAAUAUUCGUAAAUUUGUGAGUCUUUGCUUGAGUAUUCUUUUAUUCGGUAAUCGACUAAGUGGUGCUGUUGUACUUGGAGCUUGUUUGGUAUUCGGUUCUAGUGCAACAUAUGUUUAUAGCCGACCUACGGCGAAACAAAACAACGUUGAAAGAAAGAAAAAAAAGAGCACUUGAGCCGAUCAUACGGAUAACGCUUGUAUUCUAUAGUUAAUGUUUUUAAGAUGCGUAAUGAAUUGCAACCGUCAAGUAGACUACGAGCUAUUUAAAAAACCAAAAAGAAAAGGAUUUAAUUUCACAAGCGUGGAAGUAAACCGACAUACCAAUGCUGAAAUUUUUGAGCAGAAGAAGGAAAACUUUGAGUAGUUAGUUCUAGUAAAUGUUUAAUUUCCAAAAACACCGAUGGUGUCAAGGUUAUAUCCUGCCAAUCGUCACCCUGCAAAUUAUCUGGUGGAUCAUAG
This is a messenger RNA of Schizosaccharomyces octosporus yFS286, 1627 nucleotides long. RefSeq names its product NST UDP-N-acetylglucosamine transporter. The record is from RefSeq and is a predicted model, not a curated record. Gene Ontology annotation, biological process: transmembrane transport. Bases 372 to 1343 code for a protein of 323 amino acids. Gene Ontology annotation, molecular function: UDP-N-acetylglucosamine transmembrane transporter activity. Lineage: Eukaryota; Fungi; Ascomycota; Schizosaccharomycetes; Schizosaccharomycetales; Schizosaccharomycetaceae. The transcript has a single exon. Gene Ontology annotation, cellular component: endoplasmic reticulum membrane; Golgi membrane.